CUUACACUACACCGUUUCGUUUGUUUACGAAUCUAAGUCGUUUAUGUCUUAAUAAAUAUUAUUUAACAGCAUACAAAAUUAAAAUAUUAUGCCGAGUUUUAAUUUCGUUAUUCCUUCAAACCGUGAAGAUCUGCUUUCACGGACAGCCGGACAAUAUUAUGUGGAAGAAGUUUAUUCAACAAGAAAAAUUCCUGUGAAAAUACAAGAGGCCAAGCCAUCCUUACACAAAAGUGCUGGCUUAGAUAUCACACAACAUUUUGAUGCAUUCUACAGUGUUGUUACAAAUUUUAUCCAGUUAGAUGUCAGUACAAAACAAGUUUCAUGGACCAUUCUUACAAAAGUUUGCGAAUUGUUUACAAACGAACUGAGCAAGUUCCUUCACGCUGAAGCUGAUGAUCAACUAAACGAAACGUUACAAACUAAAUAUCUCAAUGCUUUGAAAAUGAACAUUUACCUUCUAACUCAAAUGAUAGAUUCAUAUUUAUCUCUUUCACGAAAAGAAGAUAGGGAGAAUUCUACUACAACAAAAAAUAAGAAAUCAUCAAAAGCCAAAUCCUCAACUGCUCUGGGAAUUGACUGGGAGAGUGAAUGCCAAAGGUCGGUUCAUAUUCUAAUGAGUGUUUUCGAUUUGGACAUACAUCGAUUAUGGAAUGCACAGUUAGUGGAGGAUGAAUUGACGAGUCUUGUUUGCAACUUGUGCUUCAAAAUAUUAGAAGAUCCAACCAUGGUGAAAAGUAAACUUGUCAAAUCUUCAGUACUUAACCUACUUGGCUGCAUCAUAAAAAAACACAACCAGUCACUAAGUGCAAGCUUGAAAGUUGUUCAGAUGCUUCAACAUUUUGAUCACUCCGCCACACCCAUGGCUGAAGCAGUUCAUAUGUGGGCUUCAACUUAUAAAUGCAGGUCAAUUGUAUCUGAGGUUCUAAGGGAGCUCAGUCAUAUACCAGAAAGGGAUUUUAUUCGUGACAGCUCAUCCACUAAAACCAUCUGCUCAUUCAUCGUUGAACUUUCUUAUUAUCUUCCGGAUGCAGUGCUCUUAAACAUCAGUCUUCUGCUUCCUCGCAUGGAUGAGGAGUCAUACAUGAUGAGAAACAGUGUGCUUGGUGCUGUUGGUGAGAUUAUUAUACAAUGUUUGAGCAAAGAAGGCUUGGAUGAAAAAUCUAAACAAGCCAGAGACCAGUUCCUUGAUAUUCUGUACGACCAUGCAAACCUUGAUGUGAAUGCAUUUGUUCGAAGCAGAGCUUUACAUGUCUGGCUUAAUCUUGUUUCGGAAAAUUCUCUUCCUGUUAAAAGAUGUCCAGAUUUAGUUGAGUUGUGCGUUCGUUUACUUCUUGAUAAAAGUAACUUGGUUCGUAAAGUAUCCGUUCAACUCCUUGAAGCAUUGCUUAGAAAGAAUCCAUUUCGUGAUAAUCUUACAAUUUCACCUCUACAAUGCAGUCUGAAGCAAGAACAGGAAAAGUUGGAAGAACUGCAAUCCAUACAAGAUGAAAAAAAUGAAGAAAAUAAAUCAAAGGAAAAUGAAGAAAUAUUGGAGGAAGGGAUGCAGGAAGAUGAUGUUGAGAAGAAUGAUGAGAAUGGAAGUGGAUCGGAAGAAGAGCAAACAGAGAAUGAGAAACAAGACCUGCUAAAAACUCAAGAACCAAAUUUGGAAAUAGAGAAAAAAAAGGAAAUUAUUGAAUAUUUGUCGAAUGCUAUUAAUUUUGUUGAACGUUUCAAUGACGCUGUUCCUGUUUUGUGCCAACUUCUAAAUUCACGAACACAAUCGGAUGUUGUGGAGGCCAUCAACUUCUUUACUGCUGCAUGGGAGUUUCAACUCGGCUGUGCUUUGGAAGGCAUAACUGGUAUGUUGGAACAAAUUUGGAACGAAGAUCAAAAAAUAAGGGAUGCAGUUGUGUCAGCUUAUAGAAAACUUUAUUUUAAAACCGACUCCAACAUAACAAGCAAAGUAAAAACUGUGAAUGUGGCGGACAACAUGAUUAAGUUGGUGGCUGGUUCUUCAAAUGCUAAACUCCCAGCUAUUGAAUGUCUUAUUGGUGAAAUACAGAAGUCAGGAGAUUGGCCUUCUGCUGUUGCUCAGAUUUGCUGGGAUCGGCUCACAAAUCCAUUGGCAUCAUUUGCAAUAGUAACUGGAUUGAGUGAAAUGAAACAGAGAAAAGUUUCCAUUCAAUUGCUUGGGAUGCUUGCUAACAAAGACGCAAAUGUUAUCAAAUCCAAGAUUAAAACAUUGGUAAGCGUUGGUUUGAAGGAGCGAACGUUACCGACAUCCGAGAAUGUUUUCGAUUUCGAGCUGCCUUUCCACACUUGCGUGGCUUUGUCAAAACUUGCAGCUAAAAAAACUGAGGCAGGAAAAUAUAUGAGACAGUUCCGAUACCCUGAUGAUCAUCAGCUUAUAACUACAUUAACAUCGCUUGUUGUUUCAGGUUUCAACAAAAAGUCAGUAAUGUGGGUGAAGUUUGCGUUGGAAGCUGUGGGAGUUAUCUUCCAACUUUCCGACAACCCUGUUGUUGUAUCAACUUCCAUGCUUAAUGAGAUCAAAGGUGUUGUCCAUGCAAGGUUAUCAAGUGAUGAGCCAUCCGGUGAGAUUCCAGUUAAUGAACUUUUAAUGAGAUUCUACAGCAUAAUUGGACAAUUUGCUUUGAAACUUCUCGUUUUUAUUGAAGGAGAUGUUCAAUCGGAAAUUAAACAAAACAGGAAACUGCAGGAAGAGAAUGAAGAAGCGGAUAAAAAUGCGCAGAAGAAAAACAAAUCUUCCGGCAAGGAUGAUAGUCAUCUUGAAGAUGACAUGGGAGUGGGAGGAGCAACUGCAGAUGAUGCAGAUCAAGAGUUUAUUAAAAAUGUUCUUGAAACAGAAAUUGUUGAACCGGACACCCCGUUGGGUUCAUUAUCGGAGUGGUUGGUUCGUUGUUGCACUGUUGUUGUUGAACCAAGUGAUCAUUCAGCUGUUCGUGUUCAACAAACUGCAUCGCUUGCGCUUGCCAAGUUCAUGUUGGUAAGUUCAAAGUUUUGCGAGCGUCAUCUUCGAUUGCUCUUCACCAUGCUUGAGCAAUCUCCACACGAGGGCAUUAGAGCAAACUUAACGAUCGCUGCUGGAGAUCUUUCCGUGAGGUUUCCGAACUUACUUGAACCAUGGACAUCUCAUAUAUAUGCAAGAUUAAAUGAUAAGUCAGUGAUGGUGAAAGUAUAUGCCACCAAAGUUCUCACCAAUCUCAUCCUUAAUGACAUGAUCAAGGUCAAAGGUCACGUGAGUGAAAUGGCUCGAUGCAUUGUUGAUGAAAAUGAGAAAAUUUCUGCGAUUGCUAAAAGAUUUUUCCAAGAGUUAGCUAAAAAAGGUAACUCCAUGUACAACGUGAUGCCGGACAUCAUCAGUAGAUUGUCUGAUCCUGACAUUGGUAUCAAAGACGAAGUGGAUUUCAAGAAAAUUAUGAGAUUUCUAUUGGAAUACAUACAGAAAGAUAAACAAACGGAAAGUUUGAUCGAAAAAUUAUGUCACAGACUUGAAGCUACAAGAGAUAAACAACAACGUAGAGAUCUUGCUUUCUGUCUCUCCAUACUCAACUACACAGAGAAAGGCGUCAAGAAAUUAUACGACAACUUUUCACUUUAUGCCAAUGUUCUUAGGGACGAGCAAGUCUAUUUCUUGUUCAAUAACAUUUUAACGAAGUGUAAAAAAUGUGCAAAACCGGACGUUAAGAGUCAGGUUGAUGAGUUGGAAGGAAAGAUUAUCGAUCGACACGCAUGCGAUGUCAGUGAAGAUGAAUGCGCAGCGAAAGCAGCUGAAGCUGUUCGUUCACGCAAACCUGCACGAUCCCCAAGUGUCAAUCAAAAUGUUCGAAAGUCAGCUCGAAAAUCUCGGCCACAAAUAAAGAUGGAAGUUUCGGAUGAAAGUAGCGAUGGUGAACCUGACACAACCAACCGACCAAUCAGAAGGCAUUCAAUGCGGUCACGUGUUACUCGACAUCAAGCAAUCAAUUUCUCAAGCGAUGAUGAAGAAGAUUCCGAUGAUUCAAAAGAAAACACAGUAACACCGAAUUCAAAUGUUGAUGAAAUAUCAAAUUCCGGCAGUGAAGAAGUUUCUCCGGUCAUUCGGGAAAAAACAACGAAAACCAAUCGUUCAGUUCUUCGUGUUUAAUAUUAAAUAAUUUUUUGUGUUUAAUUCUGAAUCUUUUUUUCUGGUAAAAAACUUUAGCUUUGUGUUGUUACAUCUAACAAGGGUGUAGGAGUUUGCUAAAACUGCCAAUAAAAAAUUUAAUGUAAAUAAAUAAACCAUUUAGCUUGUG
Molecule: messenger RNA, 4277 nt
Organism: Ciona intestinalis (vase tunicate)
Lineage: Eukaryota; Metazoa; Chordata; Ascidiacea; Phlebobranchia; Cionidae
Source: RefSeq, a predicted model, not a curated record